Anopheles darlingi is the source of this 3072-nucleotide messenger RNA. RefSeq names its product paraplegin (gene Spg7). The transcript has 4 exons. Gene Ontology annotation, biological process: mitochondrial protein processing; protein-containing complex assembly. Bases 606 to 2942 code for a protein of 778 amino acids. Gene Ontology annotation, cellular component: m-AAA complex; membrane. NCBI's taxonomy places the organism in Eukaryota, Metazoa, Arthropoda, Insecta, Diptera, Culicidae. The record is from RefSeq and is a predicted model, not a curated record. Gene Ontology annotation, molecular function: metalloendopeptidase activity; ATP-dependent peptidase activity; zinc ion binding.
CCCACGGUAAAACGAAAGCGAAAAAAAGGGAGCGAAAUUGAAAAAAUGACAAAAGAUUAAUACGUAAUUGGUCCGCGCAAGGUGUUUUAAAUAGAGAGGGGGCGUCGCAGACGCUUUGACAGGUUACCAUUUUAAUUUUUUUUUGCAGUAGCGCCGAUACACUUUUGUGGCACGUUAAAUUUAACUUUCAUUUUUUUGUAACAGUGCUACUUUUCGUGAAUAUUAACUUUCGUAAUAUCACGGAAACGCGAAAACAGCUUCGAAAACCGCGUCCCCGAAGUAAACAUAAACAGUGAAUCUGACUGUCAAAUUCUCAACUUUUUUCUAAAAUCCGUUCGGGGAGUUCUAUAUGAAGCCACCGCUCUAUAUAAAAUACCUUGGACAGCGCAUCCUCGUUCUCGGCGAUUUCUCUCCAUCAACACAAACUAUCGAUACUAUCAACAAAACCAACACUUAGCCGACACAAAUUUCGUAAGCCGCUUUUACGCUUCGUGUAUCGUGUGUAGACCUUGUAAGUUGUGAAAUACCCCCUCUAGUAAACUGGCUUGGCAAGUUCGGAAUUUCCUGAUAAAAUUGAAACUGUUUAUAGUAUUCUACGUGAUACGAUGCGGCACAUAGCAUGCUGCAAGCAGAUAAUUCAUCGCGCUGUGCGCAGUGUGAUCUUUUUGCGGCUGCAACCUCCAAAGACAAACACUAUCAUAGGUAGAAUAUGUUCUACGCAACUACACGCCGGGUCGGGCAACUUGGCUAGCCCUUCGUUUGGCGCAAACCUCGUAGCAUCGUCGAACUACAAACUUCUGAAGCAAGCAUGCGCCAAGCAUCGAAUAUUCUUAAAUUUGUUCACCAGUACCCAUAGAAUACCCGUGGUUGCAUUAACGCGUUCGUUUCACACGUCUUCCACCGUUCGUAACAAACAUCCAUCCGAUCCGCGCGACGGUGAUCCUAAUCAGAACAAAAAGAAGAGAGACGAAGAUGAAAAGGAAAAGAUGAUGUCGGUUGUAACAAAGACGCUUGUUUGGAUGAUAACUAUCUACUUACUGGUCGGGUUUCUGACGAUGAUAAUACCUACUAAGAACCGGCCUGAGUCAGCAACCCGAUAUGUAAGCUGGCAUGAGUUCGUGCACCACAUGCUGGCUGUGGGAGAAGUGAAAGAGGUGAUAGUCCACCCGGACAUGGAAAUGGUGACUAUCAUUUUGCAUGACGGUGCCAUCGUAAAGGGUCAGCGCGUACAAUCUACUAUAUUCCAUAUGGCAGUAGCGGACGUGAACAAGUUCGAGGAGAAACUCCGCAAGGUUGAGAAACGGUUGGGUGUUACGGAUGAUGUCGGGGUACAGUUCGAACGUAGCGGAGAUGUAAGCGGUCGGAUCCUAUUCACUCUUUUUGCAACGGGUGUUAUUAUUGCACUGCUGAGCCGCAUCCGGGGUGUACGAGGACCGAUCUCUAUGGACAGCUUCACCCAGAUGGGACGUGCCAAAUUUACACUUGUCGAUCCUAUCGAAGGUGGAAAAGGUGUUUGGUUUAAAGAUGUGGCCGGUCUGCAGGAAGCGAAGCAGGAGGUGAUGGAAUUUGUCGACUACUUAAAGUCACCAGGGCGAUAUCAGCGACUGGGAGCAAAGGUACCGAAAGGGGCACUUUUGCUUGGGCCUCCCGGGUGCGGUAAGACAUUGUUGGCAAAAGCCGUGGCCACUGAGGCACAGGUCCCUUUUCUCAGUAUGAACGGAUCGGAGUUUAUUGAGAUGAUAGGAGGUCUCGGAGCAGCGCGAGUGCGUGAUUUAUUUAAGGAAGCAAAAAAACGAUCCCCAUGCAUUAUCUAUGUGGAUGAAAUUGAUGCGAUCGGGCGACAACGAGAAGGAUCCGGAGCUGGGCUCGGUGGUAUGAGCUCUGGAGAAUCGGAGCAGACGCUCAAUCAGCUGCUGGUAGAAAUGGACGGUAUGGCAAGUAAGGAAGGCGUACUGAUGCUCGCCAGCACCAAUCGGGCCAGCAUUCUCGACAAGGCGUUGCUGCGCCCAGGACGCUUCGAUCGCCACAUACUGAUAGAUUUGCCAAACCUCACAGAAAGAAAAGAAAUAUUCGAGAAACAUCUUUCGGGUAUUGCACUCGAACAGGCACCUACCAUUUACUCAAGUCGUCUAGCAACCCUAACACCAGGUUUUUCUGGGGCGGACAUAGCGAAUGUAUGCAACGAGGCGGCCUUACACGCUGCCCGCACCAACCAGCGAUUGGUAGGGACUAAGAAUCUAGAGUAUGCCGUUGAACGACUGGUAGGAGGCACCGAGAAACGAUCCCAUGCGCUUUCACAAACUGAGCGGCGCGUUAUAGCUUUCCACGAAUCGGGUCAUGCGCUUGUUGGAUGGAUGUUACCGAACUCGGACGUGUUGUUGAAAGUGACUAUCGUACCUCGCACGAGCCUUGCACUAGGGUUUGCCCAGUAUACUCCGAAGGAACAGAAGUUGUACAGCCGGGAACACUUGUUUGAUAAAAUGUGCAUGGCGCUUGGUGGACGAGCAGCAGAGAACCUGACCUUCAACCGCAUCUCCACGGGUGCACAGAAUGACUUAGAGAAAGUUACAAAAAUAGCAUACGCCCAAAUUAAAAAUUUUGGCAUGAACGAAGCAGUGGGACCGAUCGCCUUUGCCGAGGACAACGAAUCGAAUCCUUAUGCUAGCAAACCUUAUUCAAAGAGCUUGGGUAAUCUAAUCGAUUUCGAGGCUCGUCAAUUGAUUGCCGAAGCUUACGAGCGGGCCGAGCAAAUUUUACGCGAUAAUGCCGACAAGCUGAGCACACUGGCCGAAGCACUACUUGAACAUGAGACGUUAAACUAUGAUCAGGUGGUCAAACUCAUAGGGCCGCCAAAAUACGACGAUGCCAAGCGCAAAAUCGAACCAGUCGAGUUUGAUGAUAGUAUACAAAAAUUAGUAUUGAAUGGCGGCGAAGAGAAGUAGGGAUUCGCAGGACAUUUAAGUUAUUUCGAUAAUGUGCGGUUUUCGAAAUAAACUACACGUUUGUUUUUCGUUAGAUAUUGGAAUUACCAAGUUAACGGUUCAAAUAAAUAUAAAUACUAAAGUCCCGCAA